AUUGCAGGGUGCAGGGGGAGGGAGCUCACAGCACUGAUCUUCUGUUUGCAGCAUCCCAAGAGCAGCCUCUGUUGUGUGAAAUACAAGAAAAAGGGCAAGACAGCGGGAGUGAAUCCAAGGAAGCAACUCGAAGAACUGGAAGGGUGGAAUCUCUUGGGGGGUGGCAGCCAGGAUAGGGUUACUUUUGAUUUGUGGAGUUCAUCCUUAGAGCAAAUGGCUGUUGUGUCAGUGUAAACAGCCUGUGCAGUACCUGCAUUGCUGAAGGGGGAAGGAGAAGAGGGGAGGCGGCACAGACACUGGAGCAAAUGUUACCUCUUCCUAUGAAUGUUUCCUGUUGUUAGGUAGCCCCAGACCUGCUGUUGCUCACCUCUUAACAUGCAUGUUGUAUGUUGAGCUCAUAUGGAGGAAGAACCAUCAAUGCCUCAGCAGACCAUAAACCAACGGCAGGGCGGCUGUAUUGACCAUGAGACACGUUAGAAACUAAGCAACACAUCAACAUCCACACCAAAAUAAAGGGAAAAAGUUUGAGAAAAUUUGCUUGAGAAACCUACACCCGACCAUGGCUGUGAAUACUGCCAAGACAACGUCAAGUUUUCUCUCGACAACUGCAACAACCGCCACGGACCCGUUGCUCUCAACGAGCCUCGGACCCAGAGAAAACAUCACCUCAAGAACAUUUAUGACUGUUACCCUAACAACGACAGCAGCAACAACAAACGAGACCAGCUUCAACGCCACCGCGGCUCCAGACGUGGUGAUUGAGGGCUCGAGUGUUGGAAUGCUGUUGGUGCCCUUUGGCAUCAUCACCCUCAUUGGCUUAGCGGUGGCAAUAAUGCUGUACAUUCGGAAACGGAAGCGGUUAGAGAAGCUGAGACAUCAGCUCAUGCCCAUGUACAACUUUGACCCGGCUGAAGAACAGGACGACCUGCUGGAACAGGAACUACUGGAUCACGGACGGGACGGCGGCCUCGCAGGUCCAAACGCCAAGUUUUGACAAAAGGGCAAACAUGACUCUCACAACCUCCCAGGGGACAACGCAGCGACCCAGUCGUCUGGUCUUCACAGAUGUUGCCAAAGCCCUCAAUGCUUAACAGCCCCUCUGCCCUGCCUGGUCAACCCCAGCCUGCAGGAGAGCUGCAGACCACAUACCCAGACACAGACUGUCACUAACAAGGGACAAACAAAGGGAAGUUAGACUGUUUUAGGCUUAAACUGGAGGUCUGAUAAAUGUUGUCUUCACAACGCGUCAAGUGGUUGUAUCAAAGAAAAAACUCAGAACAAUGCAAAGGGUUAGUAAUGAUCUUGCACUAUUAUCAUUAUUCACUGGGGCACCAAUUAAGUGUGGCACCCUUGUUUUUUUAAAACUAUGCUCCGUCAUUGUUAAAAUAUUUAAUAGCUUGUCAGUUUCUGCAUCUAUGUUUCUGUUUCAUAUGAGGAAAUUGUGAAUCUGUUAUAGUGAUUUUGUGGUCUUACACCUCGUAUGCUGGAUGUGUCGCCAUCCUCAAUCUGUUUUCCUCCCUAUUUGUCUUCUUUAUAGACUGUGGAUUAAUAUCAUUUCCAUCUGUACACAUUAAAAAUAUAUUUAAAAAAUCCAGAGGAAAAAAGACAGCACAAAUCCAUGGCAACAAAUGAAGAGUGUGAUAUUUUUAUUGAUAAGCGAUAUAGAAGCAAGGUAACACAAAUCACAACGUAAAGAAUCAUAACAAAAUAUAUAUCACAGGUUUGUGAGUUGUAUUAAAGAAGUGGAUGAGGACAUAUCAAUAACAUAACUAUUACAUUGUGUUAAAGGUAAGGCAUUAAAGAUGAUUUCUCAAGUUACAGUUCAACUUUUCAAUAGUUGAAACUAGAUCAAGUACUGUAUGUAACUAUAUCACUAGCAGUAAGAUCACAAAACAACAUUGUCCCCUUACAGAAAGAGUAAAUAUCCAAACACAGCUCGUGUAAAAUAACACACUGACUUAGCUGGAGUUAAAUUAAGAGGCACCUUUCAGGGUGACUCAUUCACUUCUGGUCAUAUCAAUAUAGUGAGAUGAGAUGUGUGUGUGUGGACUACUGCAGUAUUCAAAAGUUAUUUCAAGAUUUUAUGAUCCACUCUGCCUGCAGGGCUGAUGGACACUUCUGGCCUUAAAAGGCCGCAAGUGUCCCUAAAAAAUGGCCCAGGCUUGGUUCUCUUCAGAGGUAGUCCAGGAGGGUUAAAUAAGUAAAGUCAAUGCAACAUUGAAUAAAUCGGUAAUGUGGCAGCAGCUUAGGCAACGAUGCUGAAAUACAUAAAAUAAAUGAUGUAUCAGUAAAAACAUAAAAAAAGUGUUUGAAUAUAAAGUAAAUGGGUGAUUUUCAAGUAAUAAGCAAUGCAAGAGGGACAUGUUUGAUGCAUUUUUUAAAGAGAUUUUAUAAAAAAUAAUCUGUAAAAAUUCUCAUUUUAUAAGGAAUACUUCAAUAUGUCAGCGUAAGAACAGAAAUCCCAGCAAGAAAAGGUGUCCAGAUAUUUUGGAUUAACUACUUUUUGGAGGUUUGUUAUCCGCUGUUGAAGCAAUUCUAAGGUAGGGUUCUGUGGAUUACUUAUCAGCAAUCAGUAUUUUAUCUUUAGAAGAGAGCUGUCUGAAGAUUUCAGAUGUCAGACAACUGCUAACUAAAAACUCAGACACUUUUUAUCAGAUGUGAGGUAGCAAACACUAGUAGCUCAGAGUUUCUUAAAGAUAACGUUACAAAUAGUGUUAAUUUAAUCUGUAAUAGUGACUACAUGUUGAAAAUUAUUAUUUGGUUCAAAUUAUGCUUUUACUAGAACUAACUUAGCAAAAGGGCUACAUUUUGUAAACGGGUUCCUGCUCCAACCCACCUGAUGACAGUUCAUUAUUUCCUCAGUCUGUCAUCAAACCCUUCAAAAUAAAAGCAUGACCCUUUCAUUUAAAUCAAGUGUGUUCAACCAGGAGGACAUCUCAAGGAGGUAGAAAACCAGCAGCUCUGAAGGACUGGUUACAACAUUUUCUUACACAUUUUGCUUUGGGUAUUGACUCUGAUUUGCUGACCUAUUUUAACACAUUUCGCAUGAAUUCAGAAAAACAGGCAAGUAACUAAAUUCACAAGUUCUUAGCUCUUCUCUCUAAUCUCUUCUUUUACAAACUCAAGUAGUUCAGACAGUCUGCAACAGGUGUGACUCUGACUGAUAA
This is a messenger RNA of Xiphophorus couchianus (Monterrey platyfish), 3167 nucleotides long. RefSeq names its product chromosome 20 C3orf18 homolog (gene c20h3orf18). The transcript has 6 exons. Bases 560 to 994 code for a protein of 144 amino acids. The record is from RefSeq and is a predicted model, not a curated record. Lineage: Eukaryota; Metazoa; Chordata; Actinopteri; Cyprinodontiformes; Poeciliidae.